UUUGUGUCCAUUCUCUGCAGGUUUUUUUUUUUUCCUCUUCAUGGCACUAAACUUUCCUGUAGAAGAAUUUAUGUAACCUCAACAGGACAGAGACCUUAAACACAUAAAUGCUGGAGGAAGUCACAACAUAAAAACGUCCAACAAGAAAGUUUUGAACGGUGGGAGCAACUUCAAAAGUCUGAGGAUUACUGAGAGAAAAGAAGGACCAUCAGGCUGAAAGAGCGGGACCAUGCCGGGCUGUCAAAUCCGGACUGGGUUUGUGCCAGUUGUGCUGAUCUAUUUCUUUCUGCUGUUGGCAUCUGAUUCAGGGAAUGCACGCAUGAUCAGGAAGAGGGGACUCAACCAAAAGGACUAUGAGUACCCCAACCAUCCUCAGACCACUCAGCACCAGAAGAACGACCGCUGUCCCCCGCCGCCCCAGAUGCUUCCCGAGCGGGCCUGUGAGGUGCCGGGUUGCCGGUCAGAUUCUGAGUGUGAGAGACACAAACGGUGCUGUUACAACGGCUGCAUCUACGCCUGCCUGGAGUCAGUGCAACCUCCACCCGUGCUGGACUGGUUGGUUCAGCCCAAGCCGCGGUGGUUAGGAGGGAACGGCUGGCUUUUAGAUGGACCAGAGGAGGUUCUGCAGGCUGAGGCCUGCAGCACCACAGAGGAUGGAGAUGAGCCUUUGCUCUGCCCAACUGGUUACGAGUGCCACAUCAUAAACCCAGGAAACCCCUCUGCUGGGAUCCCAAACCGAGGCCAGUGCAUCAAACAGCGUGGAAACUCAGAUGGACGUAGCCUGAGACACAAGUCCUUCAAAGAUUACAAGGAUUAUUUAGGAAGUAACUCCAACAAUGCAGUGAGCUAUGAGAAACAUCCACACAAGCACUUGGGUUGAGAGAGGUGACUGAAUGUGGGUUCCAUUUUAGAGGACGGUAGUAACCCCACCCAUCAAAUCCAACAUAACUGGACAAGCCUUUCUCUUCAGCUUAAACCAGAGAUCAUUUCACAUCUGGUGCUAUUUUCCAUGGCUGCUUAAUAUGGAGACAGAAAUGGAAAGUUAAAAUUCCCUACCUCUUACAAAAGCCAAAAAACCGAACAGAAAUGAUCAAAGAGCUCAUCUGUCUUAUGUAUGCAUAGCUUCGGGUAAAACGCACAUUCCCUCAGAAUUAACUAUAUUUGAAAGUUUUGAGAAUAAUACUUUGUGUGGUUUUUAUGCUGCUGAGUCUGAACUUUUUUUUCUUU
Pimephales promelas (fathead minnow) is the source of this 1227-nucleotide messenger RNA. NCBI's taxonomy places the organism in Eukaryota, Metazoa, Chordata, Actinopteri, Cypriniformes, Leuciscidae. The record is from RefSeq and is a predicted model, not a curated record.